AUGGCCGCGAUACUUGGGGGUGGAGGUGAAGAUGGCCUCGGUCAGCUGGGGCAGUUUCCCCUCGAACAAUGGUUCUUUGAGAUGCCACCUUGCACCCGGUAUUGGACGACCGCAACGGUAAUUACAUCUAUCCUGCUGCAAUGCAAAGUCAUCACGCCAUUUCAGUUGUUCUAUUCGUGGCGCGCAGUUUACUAUAAGUCGCAGUAUUGGCGACUAUUAACCACGUUCAUAUAUUUUGGGCCGCCGUCCUUGGACCUGGCCUUCCAUGUGUUCUUCCUUCAGCGAUAUUCUCGACUGUUGGAACAAGGAUCUGGGCCUUCACCGGCCGUCUUCUCUUGGCUGCUAUUAUACGCAUGCACGUCCCUCCUCGCCCUGAGCUCGCUUACCACCUCCAUCCCAUUUCUGGGCUCAGCACUAUCAAGCACUCUUGUAUACAUCUGGUCACGACGCAAUCCUGAUACCCGAUUGAGCUUCCUCGGCGUGCUCGUCUUCACCGCUCCUUAUCUUCCCUGGGUUCUAAUGGCCUUCCACAUGUUCAUGCACGGCAGCAUUCCCAAGGACGAGAUACUUGGUGUGAUUGUUGGCCAUGUCUAUUACUUCUUCGCGGAUGUCUGGCCUGGUUUGCAUGAUGGCCAACGACCGAUGGAUCCUCCCGAGUUCUGGGUCCGCUUGUGGGAAGGCCGACGAGGAGAAACUGGCGUUCGAAACAUUGAUGGUGACGUGGCGGCCGCAGCUGCUAGGCCAGGCGAAGUACGAUAA
Fonsecaea erecta is the source of this 759-nucleotide messenger RNA. RefSeq lists its product as hypothetical. The coding region runs from base 1 to 759 and encodes 252 amino acids. The record is from RefSeq and is a predicted model, not a curated record. Gene Ontology annotation, cellular component: endoplasmic reticulum membrane; Hrd1p ubiquitin ligase ERAD-L complex. The transcript has 2 exons. NCBI's taxonomy places the organism in Eukaryota, Fungi, Ascomycota, Eurotiomycetes, Chaetothyriales, Herpotrichiellaceae. Gene Ontology annotation, molecular function: ubiquitin-specific protease binding; misfolded protein binding. Gene Ontology annotation, biological process: endoplasmic reticulum unfolded protein response.